AUGAGUACUGAGGAAGAUGCCAAGUGGAUUCAGUGGGUGACACACCAGUUUGAGACCAUUGCGGGAAAAGACCGGGAGAUCAACCUGCAAGAAUUCAAAGCAGCCCUGAAUGUGAACGAGUCCUUCUUUGCCGAGACAUUCUUCACCCUGUUUGACCCCGAUGGAGGUGGCACCAUCACCCUCCAGGAGCUGCUGGAGGCGCUGACCCUGCUCAUCCACGGCAACCCCAUGGACAAACUCCAGUUCCUCUUCCAGGUGUACGACGUCGGUGGCAGCGGCUCCAUCGACGUGGAUGAGCUGCGCACCGUGCUGCAGUCGUGCGUGCGCGAGAGCGCCAUCUCGCGGCCAGACGAGAAGCUGGACCAGCUACUGGAGCUCUUGGGAGUCCGCCCACAGGACUGCAACUGCGCCAUCACCUUGAUCCGGAACGAGCUGCAGCGCUUCCCCUCGGUCAUGGAGAACCUGACCAUCGGAUGCGGCCCUCCCCUCUCUCGCAGCGCUACGCACUGGCUGAAGCGCCCCUCCCCCCCCACCGCCCAGCCACGCUGGCGCCAUGCCCGCCCUCUGACCUCCGCCUUCUCCAACCACCGCAGCCACCUGCUCUGUCUGGCCGCUGUCGCGGGCCUCCACGUGCUGCUCUUCGCGCUGGCGGCCAGCGUGCACCGGGCCCCGGGCCCCAGUGUCAUGGUGGCCAAGGGCUGCCAGUGCCUCAACGUUGACUGUAGCUUCAUCGCGGUGCUGAUGCUCGGGCGCUGCCUGACGUGGCCGCGGGCCACCUGGCUGGCCCAGGUCCUGCUGCUGGACCAGAACAUCCACUUCCACCAGCUCAUGGGCUACGUGGUGGUUGUGCUCUCCCUUGUGCACACUGUGGCCCACGUUGUGAGCUUCGCGCUCCAGGCUCAGUCCGAGGCCAGUGCCUUCCGGUUCUGGGAACUGCUGCUCACCACCAGGCCUGGCAUCAGCUGGGUCUAUGGCUCGGCCUCCCCGACCGGUGCUUGUCUGCUCCAUCUCCUGCUGAUCUGCAUAUCAUGUGCCUCUGGAAGCUUACCAGCCCCUCCCUCUCCACCCUCACAGGUGUUCUACUGGACCCAUUUGACCUACCUCCCCAUGUGGAUUCUGCUCAUUCUGCACGGGCCCAUCUUCUGGAAGUGGCUGCUGGUCCCUGGCAUCUUGUUCUUCCUGGAGAAGAUCAUCGGGCUAGCAGUGUCCUGCAUGGCAGCCCUGUGCAUUGUGGAAGUCAAUCUCCUCCCCUCCAAGGUCACCCACCUCCUCAUCGAGAGGCCCCCUCUCUUCCACUACAGAGCAGGCGACUCCUUGUACCUGAACGUCCCCAGCAUCGCGCUCUACGAGUGGCAGCCCUUCACUAUCAGCAGCGCUCCAGAGCAGAAAGAUACCAUCUGGCUGCAAGUCCGGUCCAAAGGCCAGUGGACAGACAGGCUGUAUGAGUCCUUCAAGACAUCAUGCCCCAUGGACGGUGGCUGCAAACAGCUGUCAAGAAGGUUGAGGAUGAGGAAGAGCCAGAGGAAGGCCCAGAGUUUGCCGUGCCAGCCCAUCCAUUCGGGAACCUCCGUACAGGGAGCAGUGGCCUUCGUCAGGGACGUCACCGUGGAGCUGACCUCCUACGGGCCCAAGGGAACUCCACAGCAGGGGGACCUAAGGCCUGCAAUGGACGAGAGUUCCAGUUGCUCUGCAGCCUUGCCAACAUUUGAUAUUGGCCAUGUCUUACGUUUUAGCCAUUCUAGUGGUAAAGUAAGCAGCAGCAGUAGUACCUGUAAUAGUAGCAGUAGUAGUAGCAGUAGUAGUAGUAGCAAUAGUAGUUGUAGCAGUAGCUCUAGUAGCAGUAGUACCUGUAAUAAUAGCAGUAGUAGUUGUAGCAGUAGCUGUAGUAGCAGUAGUAGCAGUAGUAGUUGUAGCAGUAACUCUAGUAGCAGUAGUAGUAGUUGUAGCAGUAACUCUAGUAGCAGUAGUAGUAGCAGUAGUAGCAGUAGCUGUAGUAGAAAUCAUAAUAGUAGCAGUAGUAGCAAUAGCCCCUUCCUGGAACUGCAUAUGUACAUGGCCUCUGCACUGGGCAAGCAUGAUCUGAAGGUCAUUAGCCUGCAGUUGGCCCUUGACCUCCUGGCCGAGAAGGAGGACUCCAUCACGGGCCUCCAGACGCGCACCCAGCCUGGGUGGCCUGACUGGAGCAGGGUGCUCCAGAAAGUGGCUGCUGAGAAGAAGGGUAAGGUGCAGGUCUUCUGUGGCUCCCCAGGCCUGGCCAAGGUGCUCAAGGGCCCCUGUGAGCAGUUCGGCUUCAAAUUCUUCCAAGAGAACUUUUAG
Molecule: messenger RNA, 2316 nt
Organism: Neomonachus schauinslandi (Hawaiian monk seal)
Lineage: Eukaryota; Metazoa; Chordata; Mammalia; Carnivora; Phocidae
Gene: NOX5
Product: NADPH oxidase 5
Biological process (GO): superoxide anion generation; defense response
Cellular component (GO): NADPH oxidase complex; plasma membrane
Molecular function (GO): calcium ion binding; superoxide-generating NAD(P)H oxidase activity
Source: RefSeq, a predicted model, not a curated record